AUGAUGUAUGCUCAUUAUUGCUCAUGCUUUAUGCAUAUCAAACAGGUGGGUGGGUUUGUCCCUGAAAGCAAAAAUAGGUGGAAGUUUGGAGAUUUGUAUUACUAAAUAAUUUUCUGACUUGUCUAAUGCUUUUUAUCGGAAUACGUUGAUCAAUCUUUAAAAAAAUGGCAAGUGGCGAUCCGUCCUGUACCAACAAAAGCGAUUCUUCCCUAGCUCAGGAAAGUUCAAUCAACGACGCUUAUUCGGCACCUGAGGCUAGAUUUGAAUGCCCAAUUUGUUUAGCUUGGCUGAGGAAUCCAGUCUUGACCUCAUGCGGACACCGGUUUUGUAAAAACUGCAUUUAUUCCUGGUUAGAGAGGGAAAGUGCUUGUCCUGUUGAUAACAUGAAACUGAAUCGAGAGGACAUAUUUCCGGAUAAUUUCACUAGACGUGAAAUAUCUCAGCAAAGAACUAAGUGCCCCAAUAUUAUCCGUGGAUGUUUGGUGGAGCUUUCACCUUUAGAUAUAGAGUAUCAUCUGACCAUUUGUGAGUUUAAGCCACCAGAGUUGCCAGAUAAUGAAAAACUACGAUGCUUAUGUGUCGGUGUCGGUUGUGAAGAGAAAUUUGAAGAUGAGCCCGAGUUGCAACGGCAUUUGGAGCAGCAUAUACAAAAGCAUAUAUCCCUGUUAUCACAAGCUUAUACAAAAAUAACUUUGAACGGCAACAUGGCUAUUAGUUCUUCAGCUAUAGCUCAGCAGGCAAAUUUCUGGGAUCCUCCUGCUAAAAAUGAAGCACACUCUAUUGCGAUUGAUGAUAACCUCAAAGAAUUAUUAAAAGUAUUAUAUGAAAAAAAUGUAUUUUUGGAACAGAAAACACGGGAACAAGAUAUAAUAAUAGCAAAUAUGUCUCAACAAAUUUCGUCCAUGACGAAUUUGUAUCAGGUAUAUUGCAAUGGUUGCUAUUUAUGGUAUUUCACUGAUUUCAAAAACAAAAUCAACGACAUGAGACAGAAUCCUCGUUUGAUGCACUACAGUCCAGGGUUCUAUACUUCAGUCAAUGGUUACAAGUUAUGUAUCAGAUUGAAUUUGUCUCCGAAAAACAACAAUUAUUUGUCAAUUCAUAUACAUGUUAUGAAAACUGAUCAUGACCAAGCCUUAGAUUGGCCCUUUAGUGGAAGACUGAUGAUAACUGUGGUUCAUCCAGAGCAAUCUUCCAAAAGCAUAAAGGAAACCAUGAUGACCCAUCCAGAGUUGGAUGCUUUCAAACGUCCUGAGGAAGAUAUAAAUCCAACGGGAUUUGGAUUUAAAGAGUUCGUCUUGGUUAAUGAACUUAUAGACAACAAUUAUAUUAGCAAUAAUCAUUUGCUGAUAAAAGUUCAGGCCCAGACAGUGUAACAGUGUUGAUUGUUAUAUAAAAGUAAUCUUUCCCAGCUCAGUGUACUCGAAUCAAGGAUAAAUUAAUUUUAUCUCUUAUAUAGAAGACUGAAUGUUGACUUAGAAUUUCUCUAACAUUCCAGUAUUUCUUUAUCUCUCUUGAGAUGAAGUUGAUAAGUGAUCUAUUGUGAAAGUAUGAGAUUAUUUCCAAAUAUAUAUAUUUUUACGAUGGUAUGAAUGAUUA
Molecule: messenger RNA, 1596 nt
Organism: Leptinotarsa decemlineata (Colorado potato beetle)
Lineage: Eukaryota; Metazoa; Arthropoda; Insecta; Coleoptera; Chrysomelidae
Gene: Traf6
Product: TNF-receptor-associated factor 6
Biological process (GO): innate immune response; regulation of canonical NF-kappaB signal transduction; lipopolysaccharide-mediated signaling pathway
Cellular component (GO): plasma membrane signaling receptor complex
Molecular function (GO): protein binding; ubiquitin protein ligase activity
Source: RefSeq, a predicted model, not a curated record